Molecule: messenger RNA, 2964 nt
Organism: Talaromyces amestolkiae
Lineage: Eukaryota; Fungi; Ascomycota; Eurotiomycetes; Eurotiales; Trichocomaceae
Exons: 6
Coding region: 1-2964 (987 amino acids)
Biological process (GO): glutathione catabolic process; proteolysis
Molecular function (GO): peptidase activity; protein binding
Source: RefSeq, a predicted model, not a curated record
AUGCCACGCUUUUCUCUUGAUUCCGAUGACCACUCGGAGAAUGACUCACCAAGUUCGUUUUCGAGCAACGACAACCACCCAAGAGACUUUUCAUCCAACCUGUCCAUGCAAAACGACUGCGCCAUUGGACAUCGUGUUCAAGCGUCUCGGUCUGUGCUCGCUGUAGCGUUGGACGAAGAGUGCGUCUUUGCCGGGUUGCAAGGAGGUGACAUUUUGGCUUGGUCUUUGGACACCUAUGAGCUGGUAUUGUCUGUUCCAGCACACGGAGAAAGUGUUUUGAGUUUAUUCAUCUCUCCGGAUGGACAAUUACUGUUCUCUAGUGGUGGAGAUUCGGUGGUCAAUGUCUGGUCAACUUCUACUUUCGAAAGGCUAUACUCAAUAUAUUCCCAUCAUGACGUUGGUGAUAUUUUCACUGUCGUCUACUCACAGCAAUUAAACACUGUAUUUUGCGGCGGACAAAAUACAAGUCUACAGUGGUGUAAUCUGUCUACCGAUGGAGAGGGCACUGUUGCCCGACAUCCAUCCCAACGGACACAUCGAUUCUUUGAUUCCCGAGGGCCCGGUGGCAGCGUCAACCCUCGAUCAGAAGAUUCAGACGCCCACAGUUUGACCGAUCACAGUGGGAAAACUUUGACCUUCAACCGCGACCAACAUAGACUAUUCUCCCAUCAUGGUUACAUCUACUGCAUGAUUAUCGUUCAAGGCUUGAUAGAAUCCGCUCCAUCCGAAGAAGUAUUGUUGACAGGAUCCGGUGAUGGGUCUGUCAAGUUGUGGCGAUUAACACACGAGAAAAACGGAGCUCCGAUUCCGUGGUUUGAAUUAGAAAAUGGAGACGAUGCGGUGCUGUCACUCGCUAUCGAAGGCUCCUUGUUAUACUGUGGCUUGGCUGGKGGKGCUUUAAAUAUCUGGAACCUCGAUUCACGGCAGCUUGUCAAGCAAAUCACCGAACAUCAAGGGGACCUGUGGGCUCUUGACAUAAUGGAUGGUGUAGCAAUUGCGGGUGACGCCGAGGGAGUCAUCAAGAAAUUCAAUUCGAGUUUCGAAGAAAUUGGCUGCUGGACAGCCCACGAAGGCACGAUUCUGGCCUCCACCACUAGGGUUUCCAGCAAUAGACGUAUUUAUGCUACUGGUGGAAAUGACAAUAGUGUCGCCCUUUGGGAUUUGGCCGGGCACCUCCAACAAAAGGAAGUCCAGCCAUUCGGCAAUGAUGACAUGGUCAACACUCUAUUCAAGUUCGUUUCAUAUCGGACAAUUUCAUCCAGUCCCAAAUUCUCUGUUGAAUGUAAUCAAGGAGCGACAUUCCUACGCCGCCAUUGUGCAUUUUUGGGAGCGACAACCAAACUACUGCAGACAGGCGCAGAUACUAAUCCAGUUGUAUAUGCAAGAUUCUCGGCGUCCAACCCCGGACCGGAUGUCAAGACUAUAUUAUUUUACGGUCACUAUGAUGUCGUCGGUGCUGACAACAACCAACCUAAAUGGCGAACAGACCCUUUUCAACUUGCUUCUGUCGACGGAUAUUUGUAUGGCCGUGGUGUGUCUGACAACAAAGGGCCGAUUCUGGCAGCUGUGUAUGCAGCGGCGGAUCUAGUCAGACGCAAAGCUCUUGGCUGUGAUGUCGUAUUCAUGAUUGAGGGCGAAGAAGAAUCAGGCUCUCAAGGGUUCGAAAAAGCGGUUCGUGAAAACAAGGACUUGAUCGGAAAGGUUGAUUGGAUACUUCUCGCGAAUAGCUACUGGCUUGAUGACCAUAUACCUUGUCUAACCUACGGUCUUCGUGGCGUGGUUCAUGCGAACUUAAUCGUGACCAGUGAUCAUCCUGAUCUCCACAGUGGUAUUGAUGGAAGUUCGUUGCUUGACGAACCUUUGAAAGAUCUCUCUUUACUGCUUGCAACCUUUAUUGGGCGUAAAGGCCACAUCAACUUUCCCAACUUCUACGAUACAGUCGCAGAGUUGACCAAAGCAGAGGAACAGCGGUUUCAAGCAAUAACAGAGGCCAUGCUCCCAUUACAUCCUCAAAUUGAAGACCGCGAAGCAUUCCCUCAUUUUUUGAGGUAUCGAUGGCGCGAACCGUCAUUCACGGUUCACUCGAUUGAAGUGCCAAGCAACAAAAAUACGGGCACAACUAUUUCCAGACGAGCGAAAGCUGCUUUGUCAGUGCGCAUCGUACCUAACCAGAGUGCCGACGAGAUUGCAUCGGCACUUACUGCUUUUGCUCAGGAGCAGUUUGACUUGCUGGACUCCCAAAACGAGCUCACAAUUGAGAUUACUGGAAAGUCCGAUCCUUGGCUAGGCGACCCUGAUAACGAAAUAUUCGGUACCUUAGCUGAAGCUAUCUCUGCAGCAUGGACUCCAAACUUGGACGAAAAACGGUACAAUUAUCCUCAACCGCAAUCCAAGACAAUAAUGCGACCAUUUGGAGCAGAACUUAACCGCACCGACUCAAACGAUAGUGUAGCAUCUCAUAUCGAUCGAAUCAUUUCGUCAUCUACAACUUCGUCCAAGAAGAGAUCACAAAGAAAACAGAGUGCAUCCAAUGCCACCGCAGUGCCGACCUCUUCAACCUUGACAGGUGCGAGGACAAAUGGAGUCAAGCAGGGUGAAGACGUUGCUGAAGAUUCACUAUCGCCAUCUCCUUCCCUUCUUUCUCUGCCCUCACACGGAAAUGGAAACGGAAUUGGUAUUUCUCGCCAUGACACCGCAGCCUCACCGCCAUCUGCUUCUGCCUGGCCUACUCGAAUCGCAACUCCCACGCCUGUACAACCAAUCUAUAUUCGUGAGGGCGGUUCAAUUCCCACAAUCCGGUUCUUGGAAAGAGAAUUCUCCGCGCCCGCAGCUAACUUGCCCUGUGGACAAGCCAGCGAUCACGCACAUCUGGAUAAUGAGCGACUGCGGGUGAUGAAUUUGUACAAGAGUCGAGAAAUAUUUGGCUGGGUGUUUGAGAAGCUGCCUCGGCGGGGUGGUAAAUAA